GGCUAACGAUAACCAAGCUCGAUUAAUCAACAUCUCCCAGAGGCACCAAGCAUAUUUUCGCGCUCCUAUGAUUUCCCCAUUGAUCUCCCUCUAUGCGGCCUGAGCGAGUCUGGGUCACAGGAUGUCUGCUAAUAAUGAUCCGCCCGAUGCGCCCCGCCUGUCCGAAAGGGAUGCUCUCCAAAUAAGCGACGCUGGGCUAGGGAGCUCGCAUGCUCGGAACGAGACCCUAGCUAACGCUGUCUGUCCGUACAGCACUUCCGGAUUUUUCGAUCAAGAAUGUUCUCGCUAUUACGACUGUCCAACACACACGAUCGAGAGGAGUCCUGCGGAAGACGAUGAUGGGAGUACGACAAUUGGGAUGCGUGGCCGCGAAUCCAGUCAGGCUAAUGCCACAACACAACAGGUCGGUGGCAGGGUAGGGCAUGGUACGGAUGCAAACGGCUCGAGCACGGAAUCGAAUACAGUAAAUGCUCCAAUGCCUAAGCAGGACAUAGGUUCCAAUUCACAAACGUCGGAAACCGACGUCAGCGUUAAUACAACCGCUUUCGAUGAAUGGGGCUCACGUGCAGUUCAAGUUGCCGAUACGCAAGAGGGGAGGCUCAAUAUUAGCGAAGUCUUAGGCCAAACGAUUCCGUCGUCUGGUGAACUAUCUAUUGGGAACUCGGCACCACCUCAAUCUAGGACCGACGCAAGAUCCCCGGUAACUGGACGUACGAAUCAGAAUUCAACUGCAUCACCAUUGGUAGUUUCAAGUGAGACCCAGAGGCCACCCUCGCGCUUAAAUCCGAUAGCACCAGAAUUUACUCCACAGCCAGGCAGGUCUCCGCAGGAUAUUACCCUUCCGAGAUGGCAGCCAGAUAGUGAAGUGACCUUGUGUCCAAUAUGUCGCACGCAGUUCAGCUUUUUUGUUAGGAAACAUCAUUGCCGAAAAUGUGGAAGAGUAGUAUGUAAUGCGUGCUCCCCACAUAGGAUUACUAUACCACAUCAAUAUAUCGUACGACCACCAGGUGAAAAGACGUUUCAACGAUAUCCCUUCCUCGGGGAUGAAGGCGGUCUCGCCGAUUUUACCGCGCUCGGAGGUGGUGAACAGGUCCGGCUCUGCAACCCCUGCGUCCCGGACCCGAAUACUACACCACCGCAAACCCAGCACUCGACGAGCCAAUCCUCGCCGAGGUCUACGCAUCACCGAUCCCAGAGUAGUUCUAGCGGCAACUACAAUGGGGAUGGCAAUCUCAACCGUCCCCAACAGUACUUAGUCUUACCAAAUUCAUCUCAUGAUGCUUACCCUAGGAGCCGAAGUGUCACGAUGAAUUCUGGUCCGGGCCCCUCGAGGCCUGCGAGCGGACCUUACUUCCCGCCUCAAAACAGAAUUAUGACCGGAACCCCGCCGACGUACUACCCACGCCCACAACCGGCACGCUCGAGAUAUCGCCGCACUUCACUCCUGGGCCCCCACUUAUCUAAUAGUUCUUUCGUCGAUAUGGCCAGCGGUUCCUCGUCCUCGUCCUCGACAGCGAUGACUAAUCGUCCAUUGCCACCCGCGCCACAGAUCCCGGAAGAGGACGAGUGCCCCAUAUGCCACCGAGAGCUGCCCUCGAGAGAGCUUCCUAACUUUGAGUCUCUCCGGGAGCUGCACAUCGAAUCAUGCAUCAUGGUACAUAGUUCGUAUAGCCCAAGUUCUGGCGCAUCCGGCAAGUCGAGCCAGGUUACUCGCAGAACCGGCAUGUUUCCGUACCUAGCCACAGAGAAGGACUGUGUGGACUCUGCGGAAUGUACCAUCUGCCUCGAAGAGUUCGAGGUCGGCGUUGCCAUGGCGCGUUUGGAGUGUCUCUGCCGCUUCCACCGAGCUUGUAUCAGCGCGUGGUUUGUUGAUCAUCCUGGGCGAUGUCCUGUUCAUCAGCACGACAGCCUCGGUUACUGAUCAAAUACUUUGUCGAUAUGCUCAACUACUUGCACGUCUCUACUACUCACUUCCCAGCAUAGUGUUUAUAUAGUCAUGCGUUGUUGUACUUGUAUCGGUUCCAAAUUCCGCAGGAAGGCUUAUGCUAGGUAUAAGUUUGGCAAGGGGACGGGCGUUUGUGGCACUGCUCUACACUCUUUAUAAUCUGCAUUUCUCUAAUGGCUAGCGGAAGGGUUUUUCUUUUUCCCUAGAUACAUGUGGCUCCUACGCCAUCACACAAGUACGGAGUUGGGCGCAGGGGUCUCAUCGUCUUAGCGCUUGGAUAGACCUAUACCAUUUUGCCUUACCUUUCUAAUAUGACUACAUAUGGGGCAUUCGUCUUCGGGUUACAUAUUAUGGCGAUAUGAUAGGGUGAGUAACAGAAUUCCUCGUAGCCUAUUGCCAAUCAUAUGUAAGGAAACUAGCAUCUAUA
Molecule: messenger RNA, 2372 nt
Organism: Daldinia vernicosa
Lineage: Eukaryota; Fungi; Ascomycota; Sordariomycetes; Xylariales; Hypoxylaceae
Product: FYVE-domain-containing protein
Exons: 3
Coding region: 122-1921 (599 amino acids)
Molecular function (GO): metal ion binding
Source: RefSeq, a predicted model, not a curated record